AUGUCCCUCGCCCACAACGGCAUCAUCCGCGGCCUCAACAGCAUCUAUCUCCAAGCACCGCACCUUCCUAAAGACCAGACCAUCAUCCGCGACUUUCUCAUCUACUGCCAAUGCUGGUGCGAAUCCAUGCACCACCACCACGACGCCGAGGAGGAAGAGUUCUUCCCCAGCAUCGAGUCCAUCACCGACGUCAAGGGAUUGAUGCAACGCAACGUCGACCAGCACGCAGCGUUCACACCGAGUUUCGAGGCAUUCCAGGCGUACGCGAAUACGUGCAAACCAGCCGAUUACGACGCACAGAAACUCACAUCUCUAGUUGAAGCCUUCGCGGAGCCCCUAACACUCCACUUGCGAGAGGAGAUUGACACUCUCCGAGCACUGGACAAGUACGACAGCGAGAAGAUCCGGGCGGCCUAUAAGCGGUUCGAGAAGAUGUUGAUGAACACCGACAACCAACGGAUCGCGCCGCUGGUCUUUGGAACGGCAGACCGGGCGUUUGAGGGUGGGAUGCAUGAUUUUCCUAGUGUGCCGGGUUUCGUUCCAUAUAUCAUUAACUAUGUGUUUGCGAGGAAGUAUCACGGGGCGUGGAGGUUCAAUCCGUGUACGGCUUGGAGGGAUAGGAGGGAGUUGGCUUUUGUUGGUUGA
Molecule: messenger RNA, 645 nt
Organism: Saxophila tyrrhenica
Lineage: Eukaryota; Fungi; Ascomycota; Dothideomycetes; Mycosphaerellales; Extremaceae
Exons: 1
Coding region: 1-645 (214 amino acids)
Source: RefSeq, a predicted model, not a curated record